GAGCCUAUGUAACAUCGAUAAAUAUGAAAGGUGCUAGUUGAGAGUGGCAGAUACCAUCGUAGCACGUACACUUAUCCUAAUAUAAUAUCCGCCACUGCAUUGUCUUCCGAAUCUCGUCCACUCAAAUCUUAUAAUCCACUGUUGUCUGUGUAGCCAAAACAACAACAUUCAUUCAUACUUCACUGCCAAUUCCAUAUCAUCAUUUCACUGAACAUUUCUCCUCAAAUGGCUGCUGCGGUAAGUGCUGCAGUCUCCUUUCCAUCUACCAAGUCUACCUCUUUAUCAAGCAGGACCUCUAUCAUUGCCCCAGACAGAGUUUUCUUAAAGAAGGUUCCACUGCAAUACAGAGAUGUUUCUACCAGUGGAAGGGUAGUCUCCAUCAGGGCUCAAGUCACCACUGAGGCACCAGCUAAGGUUGAAAAGGAGUCAAAGAAACAGGAAGAGGGUGUGGUUGUGAACAAGUUCAAACCCAAGAACCCAUACAUUGGUAGAUGCCUUCUCAACACAAAGAUCACUGGGGAUGAUGCUCCCGGAGAAACUUGGCACAUGGUCUUCAGCACUGAGGGAGAGGUUCCUUACAGAGAGGGACAAUCAAUUGGGGUAAUUCCAGAAGGUAUUGACAAGAAUGGUAAACCUCAUAAACUAAGAUUGUAUUCCAUUGCCAGUAGUGCCAUUGGUGACUUUGGAGACUCCAAGACUGUUUCUCUAUGCGUGAAACGAUUAGUGUACACAAAUGAAAACGGAGAACUUGUCAAGGGAGUCUGCUCAAAUUUCUUAUGUGACUUGAAGCCAGGAUCUGAAGUAACAAUAACUGGACCUGUUGGAAAAGAAAUGCUUAUGCCGAAAGAUCCUAAUGCCACCGUCAUCAUGUUGGCAACUGGAACUGGAAUUGCCCCAUUUCGCUCAUUUUUAUGGAAAAUGUUCUUUGAGAAGCACGAUGAUUACAAGUUCAAUGGUUUGGCAUGGCUCUUCUUGGGUGUCCCUACUAGCAGCUCACUGCUCUAUAAGGAGGAAUUUGAAAAGAUGAAGGAGAAAUAUCCUGACAACUUCAGGCUUGACUUUGCUGUGAGCAGAGAGCAAACCAAUGAGAAAGGAGAAAAGAUGUACAUCCAAACCCGAAUGGCUCAAUAUGCAGAAGAGCUGUGGGAAUUACUGAAGAAGGAUAAUACUUUUGUGUAUAUGUGUGGACUCAAAGGAAUGGAGAAGGGAAUUGAUGACAUAAUGGUGUCAUUGGCUGCCAAAGAUGGCAUUGAUUGGGCUGAUUACAAGAAGCAAUUGAAGAAAUCAGAGCAGUGGAAUGUUGAAGUCUAUUAAUUUCUGUUCACUUGCACAGAUAUCUACUCCAACUUUAUGCUGCAAUGGAUCUAUCACGCCCCCUGCAUUGUGUAGAUAUAUGAUGACCUUGUUAUUUUUCUUGGACAAUUUUUAUACUGUUCAUGAACAACUUCAUUGCGACAAUCUUACAAGAAGUAAUGUUUUUGAGGGAUGAUGCACUAUAGAUGAAUCCAAUUUCAUUGUAUCA
Abrus precatorius (Indian licorice) is the source of this 1522-nucleotide messenger RNA. Its product is annotated as ferredoxin--NADP reductase, leaf isozyme, chloroplastic. Gene Ontology annotation, molecular function: oxidoreductase activity. The coding region runs from base 226 to 1314 and encodes 362 amino acids. The record is from RefSeq and is a predicted model, not a curated record. The transcript has 9 exons. Lineage: Eukaryota; Viridiplantae; Streptophyta; Magnoliopsida; Fabales; Fabaceae.